Messenger RNA from Eucalyptus grandis, 1938 nucleotides. RefSeq names its product cytochrome P450 78A9. The transcript is spliced from 2 exons. Gene Ontology annotation, molecular function: monooxygenase activity; oxidoreductase activity, acting on paired donors, with incorporation or reduction of molecular oxygen; heme binding. NCBI's taxonomy places the organism in Eukaryota, Viridiplantae, Streptophyta, Magnoliopsida, Myrtales, Myrtaceae. Bases 67 to 1701 code for a protein of 544 amino acids. The record is from RefSeq and is a predicted model, not a curated record.
UCCACUCUUAGCUCGAUCCAAAAGCCCAACGAACUUGUGACGUUCCCUCUCUCGCCCCACACCCCGAUGAAAACCCAUGUACGUACCGCCCUCUGGGCUUUCAGUCUUGCCCCCGAACCAGGCGAAGCUUUCGGGCAACCGAAUGUUGUAAUGGCAUGUGCGUUUCUCCUCCUCGUGGCUUUAGCUCGGUUGUUGUUGAUUUCCUUAAUUCACUGGGCUCAACCUGGUGGUCCUGCCUGGGGCAUGUACUGCUUUUCCAAGAGAAAGCCUUCCCCCCUCCGUAACUUCAACAAUCCUAUUCCAGGUCCUAGAGGAUUACCAUUAGUUGGCAGCAUCAAACUGAUGGCCAACCAGCUCGCGCAUCGCCUGAUUGCAGCAGCUGCUCAAUCACAUGAUGCAAGGCGGUUGAUGGCCUUCAGCUUGGGCCACACACGUGUUAUUGUCACCUGUGAUGCCGAUGUGGCCAAAGAAAUCCUCCACAGCCCUGUGUUUUUAGAUCGUCCGAUGAAGGAGUCCGCUCACAGCUUGAUGUUUAAUCGAGCCAUCGGGUUUGCUCCUUGUAAUGACUACUGGAGAUUGGUGAGGAGAAUCGCUGCCACCCAUUUCUUCGGUCCAAAGCAAAUCAAGGCUACCGAGGAUCACAGACGUGCGAUUGCUUCUGGGAUGGUUUCAUCCUUGGGUCUCCACAACCAUCGUCAACCUUUUACAGUUCGCCAAGUCCUCAAACGAGCGUCUCUCCACCACAUGAUGCUCCUGGUGUUUGGACGCAGAUAUGAACCGGAUCAUAUGAAUGAGGAAGAGGAAGAAAUAAAGAGACUGGUCGAUGAAGGGUAUGAAUUGCUGGGCACGCUUAACUGGUCGGACCACUUCUCUUGGCUGUCUAUUUUUGAUCUUCAGAACAUUCGGGCUAGAUGCUGGCGACUCUUACCUAAGGUCAAGGUCUUCAUCAGCCGAAUGAUCAGGGAACAUAGAGAGAAGACCAGCGACAGCGACUGUAAGGACUACGUUGACGUUUUGCUCUCUCUUCAGGCUUCUGAAAAAUUGUCCGACUUGGAUAUUAUCGCCGUUCUUUGGGAACUGAUAUUCAGAGGGACAGACACGGUGGCUGUUUUGAUCGAGUGGAUUCUGGCGAGGAUGGUGCUGCAUCCUGAGGUGCAGUCCAAGGUACAAAAUGAGCUGGACGAAGUGGCGGGAUGCCAUAAGAGUGUCGACGAGGGACACGUGGCACAGCUGGUUUAUCUGCAGGCCGUGGUGAAGGAGGUCCUAAGACUGCACCCGCCGGGUCCGCUCCUCUCCUGGGCACGAUUGGCAGCAGCGGACACACGGGUCGACGGGCACCACGUGCCUGCAGGGACUACAGCAAUGGUCAACAUGUGGGCCAUAUCCAGGGACCCGAAUGUCUGGGAGGACCCUCAUCGGUUCAUGCCCGAAAGGUUCGUCCCGGGCGAGGAAGGAGGGGUGGAGUUCUCGUUGUUCGGUGCGGAUCUAAGGCUUGCUCCGUUCGGUUCGGGCAAGAGAAGCUGCCCAGGGAAGGCGUUGGGGGUGAACACCGUCACUUACUGGGUGGCCCGUCUUUUGCACCAGUAUGAGUGGCUGCCCUCUGCCUCGGACCGGAGUAACGGGGUCGACUUGACCGAGGUGCUCAGGCUUUCUUGCGAGAUGGCGUAUCCACUCACGGCAAUUGUUCGCCCCCGCCAUUAGAGCUCUUUUAAGUACUCAUGUCUGUAUUUCCACGUAGACUUUGUACUCGAGUCUGGUUUACUUGGUCGAUGGGUACCUCAUCCACCAUGAUAUAUGUCAUAAUGUCUAAAUAGGGAUGUCAGUCUUUGUUAUCUUAGUUCGUAUGGUCUUAAGAAUACGCGAAUAUAGAUACGUAAAGCGACUGGUGAUUAUAUACGUUUGUACGUAUCAUCAUAUACAUAUCAUAUUUCUCUCUCA